Molecule: messenger RNA, 3573 nt
Organism: Epinephelus moara (kelp grouper)
Lineage: Eukaryota; Metazoa; Chordata; Actinopteri; Perciformes; Serranidae
Product: putative nuclease HARBI1
Exons: 5
Coding region: 2159-3229 (356 amino acids)
Source: RefSeq, a predicted model, not a curated record
CUCCAUCUGUAAUCACCUGGGGUCCGUUUCACAAAAGUAGGAUUCAGACAUCCAGGAUAAGUAAGUAAGCCUGGCUCAACCAAUCCAAAACAACAGAGUUCAGGCUUAAUUGGUUCCACAAACGCCAAGCCAGGAUAAGUAGACACGGAUUCAUCAAGCCAGGUGAAACUAAUCCUGGAUAAGUUGCAAAACAUGGCUCCUUAAAUAGACCCUGUAAUUGAUCACAGAUUCACUGAUUCACCAUGGCAUCACGUGCAGCAUACUUCUCCCCAUCGGAGCAGGACAUAAUUAUGGAGGCCUACGAAGAGGUAAAAGAACAAAUUAAAAAGAAAGGAAACACUGCCACCGCCAUCAAACAAAGAGAGAAAGCAUGGCAAAGUAUUGCAGACCGCCUGAAUGCGUAUGUAUUGCACAAACACACACUCACUACUCUGCUGAAUCCAUCACAAUUACAAUCCAAAUAGUUAAUUAACAUUCCCAAAAACGUAGUUAUACUCUGAUUAUGAAACUGCGAGUGAAAUGGACUGUAGAUGUGAAAUUAUGUAAAUGCAACUACAUAUUUGCUCCUCAGUUAUUUCAUUCACUAUCUAUGUGUGUGUGUGUGUGUUAUUUAUUUUGUCUUAAUUAAUUUAUUAUUCUUAGAUUAAACAUGACUGGGCCCAAACGAACUUGGCAACAAGUCAAGAUCAAAUAUAAGAACAUCCUGCAGAAUGGUAAGUGACCUGACAAAUACUAUGCACGUGCGUACAUUGUACCCAGAGGGUGCCUACUCACAUAUUGUCUGUACUUAUAGCUGUUAAAAAAAAAAACCCACAAGCAAGGCACGGGUGGUGGGUCACCACCAGCUGACCUCACCCCUGCAGAGGACAGAGCCCUGGAACUUAACAGAGGCAGGCCUGUGUUAGAGGGGAUCCCUGGGGGGACAGACUCAAAUAUAAAUCCCUCCCAGGAAGAUGCCUCCCUCUUCAUUAAAGGUACAUUCUUCCAUCUUUACAUGGGACAUAACCAACCAUUCAUAUUGAAUCCAUUUGGACUAUCUGACUCUGUUUUACCUUGCAGUAUCUGGAAACACCAUCUCACUGUUGGAGCCUCCAACAGUGGCGUCACCAAUACCAGAGGAUGAUGAUCCAGUGAGUCCUCCAUCAAAGUCAUACUGUAAGCCUGGCAUGUCUCAUCUGCUUGCUUUAAUAUGAAUCCCUUUUAAAUGUGAUAGGGUGAAGGCACCAGUGGAGCAGCAGGAGCAGCAGAUGAAGUCGAUGAGGAGACUGUGUCUCUUGAUUCAAGAAGGUUUGAGGUAUCAUGUCAAAUGAAAGUACUCAUUCAGUCUACAAUGGUGAGAAGUCAUCAUCAUCUGGAGCCCACACAAAAUGUCAUUUCUGUAACAGGACCCAGAUGCUCUACAGGAUGAAAGCCAGCCUUGCAACAUAGUGAGUAUUUAUGGAAGUACAUUCCCAUCAUGCAAAAUUCCUGCUGUGCUGAUUAUUAUGUGUUUACAGAACUCACAAGCUAUCAGACAGCUGUAUGCCACACAUCUGAAACGGCAAAUACAACUGGCCGAUCUGGACAUUGAAUACAAAAGAAGACAGAUGGCAGACCUCUCCGUGGAGUCCGAAAUUAAAAGGAGGAAACUGAGGAAACUGAACCUUGAAAUAAAAAAACUUGAGCGGGAGGUGAGUUUCACCUUCAGUGUACACUGUAUGCUGACUGUAACACAGACAAUCUAUUAAUUAUUAUUCUCCUUUCCUCACCCAGCUUCAAGAAGAAGAAUCUUAAAUAAAAGAUCAAAAGACCUUCUGUGGUGUUUGCUUGUUUAAUUUGUGCACAGUUAGGUGGGAUUGCAGAUUGUAUUCCACAGUCUGACAUAAUGCCUAGUGUCAUCUCUAUGGUAGCCCCAAGUGCUUUGAUUGGUUAGAAGUCACACACCAAAGACUGGCUGUAUUAAGACAAAAAGAAAUGCACAUAAUGUACCUGAAAUGCUAUUUCCCAGAUAUCAAAACACUUUAUGGCAGAAGUUGAGCAGUGUGAAGGUCAAACAGGGAGCAUUUUAAUCAAUUAUCUAUUCUUUAAGGCAAUAGGUAUCCUGAUAAUUAGAUAACCAUUUGUAGCUUGUGAGAGUGCAAAGGUGUUCCUCAUUAAAUCUAGCGAUCCAAUAGCCUAUAUGAAGGCCCAAAAUGGUGUGUUCCUUCCUGCUCAAACAAUGGCGUGUCCAUUCCUGCAAGAGGUUGUGGAUGAAGAAGCUCUUGUGCUCAGGAGAGCCUUCAGGCGGGAGAGGGUCUUCAGGGACAGGGCGAACCCAUUGGCCUUCCCUGAUGACCACCUACACGAAAGAUAUAGGUUUUCUGCAGAUGGCAUCCGAUAUCUGUGCAGACUGCUGGGUCCCAGGAUCCAACACCACACAGCACGGAGCCAUGCGCUGAGUGUUGAGCAAAUGGUGUGUGUGGCCUUGCGCUUCUUUGCAAGUGGGGGCUUCCUGUACUCAGUGGGGGAUGCUGAAAACCUGGCCAAGGCCACAAUUUGCCGUGUGGUGCGUAGUGUCUGUCUAGCCCUCAAAUCACUAUCAGGUGUCUUCAUCUCCUUCCCUGGACACAGAAGACUCAGUGACAUCAAAGAGGAUUUUUAUAGGAUUGCAGGUUUCCCCAAUGUCAUUGGUGCACUUGACUGCACCCAUAUCAGAAUAAAAUCCCCCUCAGGUGCCCAUGAGGGAGAUUUUGUGAACAGGAAAUCCUUUCACAGCAUUAAUGUUCAGAUGGUCUGCAAUGCUGACUACCUGAUCAGCAAUGUUGUGGCAAAGUGGCCUGGCUCAGUCCAUGACUCACGAAUCUUUCGGUCCUCUGCAGUCUAUCGGCGCCUGUCACAAGGUGAAUUCUCUGGUGUGCUGCUGGGGGACAGAGGCUAUGCCUGCGAGCCUUUUUGCCUCACACCCUACGCAGACCCUCAGGAAGCACAGCGGGCAUAUAACGAUGCCCAUGCCAGGACAAGGGCUCGGAUCGAGAUGACCUUUGGCCUCCUGAAGGCACGCUUCCAGUGUCUGCACCAUCUGAGGGUCAGUCCAGACAGAGCAUGCGAUAUUACUGUGGCCUGUGCUGUCCUCCACAAUGUGGCCUGCCUGAGGAAGGAGAGGGCCCCCAGAGUGCCAUCAGAUGUGGACUGGGACAAUCCGGCCAUCUUCCCGGAUGACGACAGUGGUCGGCUGAUCAGGGACCAAUACGUUUUGAAUUAUUUCAGUUAAAAUGCAUUCUGCACAUUUAAGUUGAAUAUGGCCUGCAAUAGCAGAGGAAUUUGUGUUAUUUUAUAUUAAUUUGGCUUAUUGUGCUGUGUACUGUGUGUAUACAGGCCUGACAUUUGUUCAUUUGUUAAGUAUGGAUUUGUCCUGCAUUUAUUCCAGUGUGCAGACAUGCAGGGUGUUUUAUAUACAGACCUUUGAGAAUGUGUAUUUAUUCUUGUGAUGAAUAAUAUGCUUUGAUUCAGUGCUUUCUAUCUUGUAGAGCACUGUGUGACGUCACUUUUGAAAGGAACUGAUGGAUUACUUGCUUUGAUUUAUCCUAUUCAAUAAAGGAACAUCAUGUCAUCAUG